Messenger RNA from Pseudovirgaria hyperparasitica, 2491 nucleotides. RefSeq lists its product as uncharacterized. The transcript is spliced from 2 exons. Bases 226 to 2271 code for a protein of 681 amino acids. Lineage: Eukaryota; Fungi; Ascomycota; Dothideomycetes; Acrospermales; Acrospermaceae. The record is from RefSeq and is a predicted model, not a curated record.
AUGCCAGGUGGGUUGCUGUCAUAACUGUCACUCGCCGCCUCUUCCUACUACUUUAUCGCCGAGAAUGUAUCUACAUUCCUUCCUGUGGUCCGCUUCCUCCAUCGUACCUAUAUCAUCCGCUCAAUAACCAACGGUCAUGCCUUCAGACCUGUUGCGCUGUUCACUGUGAACCGGUCGCCGCAUGCAGCUUCUCGUGAGCAUUCUUUGAGUCUGACUCGGCCGAGAAUGCUGGAGACCCAAGGCCGUUGUCCCGAUUGCACCCACGACUCAACACCACGCCGAGGCCCUCGGACUUCUGCGCCUGAGCGGUCCACUGUCGAAAUGCUUGCGACUCAUACCACCGACGACGCCAAACACCUAUCCUGUCCUCCUCUUGUGUACGAUACUGAGCUCUGGGACAAGGACGUGCUACAGCUUGGCGAAGGAGAGACGGAGGAUGAGCUAGACGAGCUUCAUGCGCUGCAAGCAAGAGAAGCGGGGAUCGAAGCGGAUGUGCAGGACGAGACUUGUUCUGACACUCAAGAGAUCUCAGCCAUCCUAUCGUCCUUGGGCGUCUCCAGUCCGCACCCAAGCUCCAUCUCACUGCACUCAUCGCUAUCCACGAACAUCACAAACCGAUCGCGAAGUUCGCGCGACACGCAGACUGAUGCGUCGUCUCUGUCCGCACCAAGAUCAACCUCUCGACUAUCGAAAAGUAAGCUUUCCACUUCGAGUCACAGUAGCUAUGAUUCUGUCAUCGACAACAUCCGGCCACGGCUGCCAUCGAGGUCAGCUUCGGCAGCAUCCAGUGCGCCGACAUUCUCCUUCGCAUUCGGGUCAAAGACCAAAAGACCCAAGUCGCUGAAUAUAAGAAGCGGAUCUUUGUCGUUUUUCCGGAAAGGCCAAAGUCAAUGCUACUCCUGCACUUGCCACGGCUACGACACAGGAUCGACACCACAAAAGCUACACAGAUCAAUCCGAUAUCCUGUAGCGACGUCCUUGUCAUCGGACGGUCAUGCUCCACUGCAGGGACUGAAAUGCGGGCAUCGCCUGACCAACUUCGCCAUACGGAUGCAUAUCAGGGAAGCUCUCGAGAUGGAUCAGAAGAUCCCUCCGAGCUGCUGUGGCGUACCUAUCCCUGCAUCUGUACUGACCAGAGUGAUGAGCGAGGCCGAACUCGACAGUCUAGAGCGCGAAUUAGCUAUCUCCUAUGGCGUUGAUCGUAAAGAUAGUAUGAGUGAAGUCAAUGUUGCUGCGAUAUCGCGCCGAACGACACCGACGCCGUUAGAACUAAACGUGGCUAUACCACCGUAUGGCCCUUUGUUGAGUCCAAUACAAUUAGACAUUGGUGUUGCGACACAGAAUCCUGUUUAUCUCUCAUCCCCUACGCAUCCCUUACCUACAUCACCACGACGGCGAUCGAUCUCGAAUUCGCGAUCUAGUGCCAAUGAUGCCGAUCGAGAAGAUACGGCGACUCAGGAUCAAGCAUUCGCAUCGCUCCGGAACCAGCAACGAGAACAAUACUCGAGGGCUCGUGACUUUGAAUUCCGACAACGACGCGUUAUUGAGGUUCACUACGACCGUCUUCGGUCAGACUAUUGGGCACUCCAUCAACAAGAGAGGAAGGACAUUGAGGCCGAGCACAGACAUGCCAUCGAGACCUUGGAGGAGAUGCAAAUGGACCGUGAAGUCGAGCUCCGCUUGCUGCAAGACGAGGAGCGUCAAAAUGUCGCCACUGCUCUAAAGUACAUGGAAGCAUAUUGCGGCGUGGUCGCGCGCGGUGCCCUACCACCAAGUGAACCAGCCGGCUUGCGGCGGACAGUCACAGACCAAGACCGAUUGAAGCUCCAACAGCAGUACAUCCUCCGCGACGGGCUGGAGAAGAAGCAUGAAGCUGCAGUCAACGUCCUGCGCGCGAAACAGGAGCGAGCAGUGCAGAACAGGCAAAAGAAGCAACAUGAGGAGCUGUCGGCAAAUGACCGCAGUUUCGAAGCCGAGCUGACUUAUUUGACAAGUCUUCAAGCCAAGGACCUUGAGAGAGUGGAACAGCUUGCCGCAUCACGGAGGAGACGGCUUGAUAGACGAUGGUACAUCAAAUUCGAGCUAUGGAGGAAGGAGAAAGGAGAGCAGCAGCGGGAUUUUUCAUGGUCAUCGUCCACGAUGCAGAUCCGGUACCAGUGGCCGGAUCCUUUGGGAAGUGCGGGCGAGCUGAAGUCGGACGCAGGGAGAGGUCUGGACGUGCUGUCUCGGACGUAUAGGUUGAAGCCGUCGGCUAAUUGGAAGGUUUACUGAAGAGUUGGAUAUACCCCCCCCCUCCCCCUUUAGAGUUUUCAGGAGCUACGAAGUCAGGCCUCGUGAGCGCUUUUUGUCUGUCUGUUUUGCAAUGCAAUCUCGUAGUCUGCGACUAGUAGUGCCUCAUGCUAUGGUCUAUGUAGUGCACUUUAUUAUACCCAUCGAAAGAGAAGAUAUGUUUCUUUUCUCUCCCUCUAGGCUUGCGCGACAUAUCAUCCUC